AUUUAAAUGCAUAUUUCGCAUUUUUAAAAAUGCCCUUAUAGUUUUAAUUGUGUGUUUUUGACAAACCUAGAGAUUUGCUCAAAAUGGAUAUAGAAGCAGCACCCUGCCCUGUUCUCUCUAGCAACAACCACAUAAUGAAUGACCGUUCGCUCUCUCUCUCUGACUCCACCCAUAUGCAGUGCUGUAUAAGUAGUGUCCUGAUCUUUCCCCUCAGUAAUUCCUCUUCAGAUUCUUCCAGGAGUUUUGACCCCUGACCUCCGAGGAUGGAUAACGCCACAUACAGCUACGUGAACGACUGCACUCCGCUCACUAACUGUAAGUCCGGCCGUAAGGCUGGCGGCUCCACGGUGGUCAACAUGAGCCAAGCGGGCAAGAAGCCACCAAACGACUACCUGGUCUGGUCACUCUGUAACACUCUUUACGUCAACUUCUGCUGCCUGGGAUUCAUGGCUCUGAUCUAUUCCAUCAAGGCUCGAGAUCAGAAGACCUUGGGCGACUUGCGUGCAGCACAGGAAUGCUCAGACAAGGCGAAGUGGUACAACAUUCUGGCAUCGGGCUGGAAUCUCUUGAUCCCGCUGCUGUUGGUGGGUCUGCUGGUCCUGCUCCUGGUUCAUCUGGGAAGCUCAGAGGGAGCGUUUGAUUUCUUCGGUGAAGAUGGAUUUCAGAGUUUCAUGAAGCUCUUCAGCAGGUAGACCGAGCGACUCAAGCAAUCCCACCACCAAAAGCUCCUGCAAACCUUCUGGACAGUUCAAGUUAUCCUCACUUUAUCAGCAUGCUAUUUUCUUUGGCUGUGUGAUGAGUUUAUUACAAUUUAGAUUUGUUUUUCAUAAUGUCAAUGUACUUUAUAUCUAUCCAACAAUUCUAUUUUAUGUUAAUUUGGCUCAACUGUAUUUAAUAAAAUAUUUAAUGUCCUCA
Molecule: messenger RNA, 915 nt
Organism: Pimephales promelas (fathead minnow)
Lineage: Eukaryota; Metazoa; Chordata; Actinopteri; Cypriniformes; Leuciscidae
Gene: ifitm5
Product: interferon induced transmembrane protein 5
Cellular component (GO): plasma membrane
Source: RefSeq, a predicted model, not a curated record